AUGACAAGUGACUUCUUCUAUCCACAACCCGGUGCGUGGGUGCCCGUUUCUAGCAUCAACAUCGAUUCCAGCCUUACUGAUACUUCCCCUCUACACAGGUGGAGUCGAAAGUCACAUCUAUCAGCUGGCUACUGUCCGACCCCCUUACUGCUGCUCCCACGUCCUUCUCCACGUCUAACCUCCAUGUCCCCUCCAGAAACUCCGGGACCGCGGCCAUAAAGUAAUCAUAAUAACCCACUCGUACCAGACUCGCCACGGUGUGCGCUACCUCACCAAUGGCCUCAAGGUCUACUACGUCCCCUUCUUCGUCAUAUAUCGGGAAACCACAUUCCCAACUGUUUUUUCCUUUUUCCCCAUAUUUCGCAAUAUCAUUAUUCGGGAGAACAUCGAGAUCGUCCACGGACAUGCUUCCAUGAGCAACCUAUGCCAUGAAGCCAUUUUGCACGCAAGAACAAUGGGAUUAAGGACCUGCUUCACAGAUCACAGUUUGUUUGGAUUUUCAGACGCGGGUACCAUCUUAGCGAAUAAGCUCUUGAAGUUCACAUUGAGUGAUGUCGACCACGUCAUUUGCGUGAGCCAUACCUGGUAAGUCCCCCGGAGUGGGGAGAUCUUGUGGCUGGCACCCUACUAAUCUCUAGUAGCAAAGAGAAUACCGUCCUUCGCGCCGCGCUUGACCCUUCUAUGGUCUCUGUGAUACCCAACGCUGUGGUCGCUGAGAAUUUUAGACCCGAUCCAAAUGCUGCUUCUAAAACACAUAUUACUAUUGUUAUCAUAUCACGCCUCUUCUACAACAAAGGCACUGACCUCCUCGUUGCUGCGAUCCCUCGAAUAUGCGAACUUCAUCCAUCUGUCCAUUUUAUCAUUGCUGGUUCCGGCCCAAAAGCGAUUGAUCUUGAGCAGAUGCUAGAGAAACACAUGCUCCAGGACCGGGUAUCUAUGCUUGGGCCAGUGCGACAUGAAGAGGUUAGGGACGUCAUGGUUCGUGGCCACAUAUAUCUACACCCCUCAUUAACGGAAGCAUUUGGCACUGUGCUGGUUGAGGCUGCCAGCUGCGGGCUCUAUGUUGUAUGUACUCGAGUGGGGGGCAUUCCGGAAGUUCUUCCAAGUCAUAUGACUGUUUUUGCAAGGCCCGAGGAAGACGAUUUGGUCAACGCCACCAGCCGAGCGAUUAAGGAAAUCAGAAUGGGAAGAGUAAGAACAGAUAAAUUUCAUGAACAAGUUAAAAGCAUGUACUCGUGGACAGAUGUGGCGGAGAGAACGGAACGAGUAUAUGAGGGCAUCUGCAGGGGCGAAAGGGUGGGUCUUAUGGAGAGGCUAAAGAGAUACUACGGCUGCGGUGUUUGGGCUGGAAAGUUGUUUGUUUUAUGCGUGGUUGUGGACUAUCUGAUAUGGGUGGUAUGUGGUUUCUGCCAUGCUGAGUAUCCUGAUUGUUUGCUAAUAGUCUAAAAAGUUACUAGAGUUCUUAUUCCCUAGAAGUAACAUUGACAUUGCUCGGGGAUGGCCCCGGAAGGCUGCUGGGAUUGGAGAAGGAAGUACCAGAAGGGACAGGUCACGGAGAAGAGAAGCGCUUGUUGAGGAAGAGAAUGUACGUAAUUGAUGGGACAUAUAUAACCACAAAUACCAGGAUCCCUUGUUUGUUAGCCC
Messenger RNA from Tuber aestivum (summer truffle), 1644 nucleotides. The record is from the annotation of a GenBank genome assembly. NCBI's taxonomy places the organism in Eukaryota, Fungi, Ascomycota, Pezizomycetes, Pezizales, Tuberaceae.